AUGCCGCAACAAUUUCAGCAACACCAGCUUCCCGACGGACGCAAUCUAGAUUAUUGUGUGAGUGGUCCCGAAGAUGGAUUUCCACUAGUGUUCAUCCACGGCACGCCUGGAGCAGGUAUACCAAUUCCAAAUCUUGUCGAUGCCUGCGCAAGGAAAGGAAUCAAAGUUAUCACGUUCUCGCGAGCUGGUUACGGAGGCUCAACGAGGAAGAAAGGCCGACAAGUCGUCGAUAGUGUAGCUGAUAUCAAGUCCCUAAUUGAUCACUUGGGAGUCAAGAAGUGUCUUGUCGGUGGAUGGAGUGGAGGUGGUCCCUCCACUCUUGCUUGUGCAGCGCGAUUACAUGAAUGUCUGGCUGCUGUAUCCUUCGCUGGCGUAGCGCCUUAUAAUGUCGAAGGACUGGAUUGGCUCGCCGGACAAGGCGAGGAUAACAUCGACGAAUUCAACAAAGCACUCGAAGGUGAAACCCAACUCCGCGAAUUCUGCGACGGUCAUCGCAAGGAAUAUCUCGCCUCCGAAUUGGACGGAGUCAUGGAAGUAAUGUCCACUUUACUCCCGCCAUGCGACAAUGCCACUCUACUCCAAAACAAAGACACAAUCGGUCAGCAAAUGGUCGAUUCAUUCCAUGAAGGUCUCAGAAUCAGCUCCGACGGCUGGAUUGACGAUGACUUGGAGUUUUUCCAGCCCUGGGGAUUUGAAUUGAGUGAAGUUCGUGUGCCUUUGUUGCUGUUGCAGGGUACGGAGGAUAAAAUGGUCCCCUUUGCGCAUGGGAAAUGGCUUGCCGAACAUUUGCCGCAGGAUAAAGUCAAGGUCCAUCUUCUCGAAGGGCAUGGGCAUAUCUCGCUCUUUGAUGGGAUUGAUGGGAUCAUAGAUGAGCUUGUAGCAGCGGCGAAUCUAUAG
Molecule: messenger RNA, 897 nt
Organism: Talaromyces amestolkiae
Lineage: Eukaryota; Fungi; Ascomycota; Eurotiomycetes; Eurotiales; Trichocomaceae
Exons: 3
Coding region: 1-897 (298 amino acids)
Source: RefSeq, a predicted model, not a curated record